Eriocheir sinensis (Chinese mitten crab) is the source of this 925-nucleotide messenger RNA. RefSeq lists its product as uncharacterized. The transcript is spliced from 3 exons. NCBI's taxonomy places the organism in Eukaryota, Metazoa, Arthropoda, Malacostraca, Decapoda, Varunidae. The coding region runs from base 163 to 630 and encodes 155 amino acids. The record is from RefSeq and is a predicted model, not a curated record.
GAUGAUGCAUGUGUUUCUGAGCGAGAUGGGACGUGGAGUAAACGGGAGGACUGGAAGGGAGUGGAUGGUGCUGCUGCUGGGGCUCAGUGGAGAGACGAGUGGACGAGUGAUUGAGGCAGUGAAAGAGUUCUUGGAAGGCAUGUGGCGUGAAAGAUGUAGGGAAUGAUAUCUUGCCCCGAGAACUUUGACUUCCCGCAUGUUUUUUUGUUUUCUUUUCACAGGAGCUGCCGAUACAAAGGCCUGGCUGGGGAGAAACCCCGAGCCACCGGUGACAUCAAGAUCAAGAUCAAACGGAGCAACGCUGCGGAGUCUGUCACGCCGCCCACGCCCACACAGUGCCCCCACGCCUCCACGCCCAUCCAGUGCCCCCACGCCUCCACGCCCAUCCAGUGCCCCCACGCCCACCCAGUGCCCCCACGCCUCCACGCCCAUCCAGAGGAUGGCGGGGGCAGCAGUGAGGCGGUGGCCGGCGGAGGAGAAGAGAGACAGGCGGAGAAGAAUGUCAAGGUCCAUUUCAAUUCUUCCUUCAACGUUGUCAAGUACGGGGACGGCACUGACAUCAAGGACUUGUCAAGCCAGUCAGUGAACCCAGUCUGCAAGACGUCUUGGUCAAGAUGGGACACAACCUAACACGGAAACCCUUCAAGCUGGAGAACCACUACUGGGUUGGUCACAGCUAAAGGAGAGAGAGAGAGAGAGGGAGAGAGAGAGUACCUUCCAGCCUACUAUUCCUGCAGUAAGCGGUGCCUGGUGUUACCUGAAUUUCCUGUUGUCCCUCUGCCUCCACCUCCUCCUCCUCCUCUCUCCCUCCAGCUGCCAACCCUCACCCACUCACUCCGCCAGUUGAGUCUUCUGUACCCCCACUGUUGUUGUUUUCCCGGCCUGAGAAUACCCCGCCAGGACUCCUUGUAAUCACCGUCAUGGU